UUGAUUUUCAAUAGAAAUGUCAAUCACAAAUAGAAGCAAAAUCUUAAAUGUCAAAAAUUACUAUAGAUGAUAAUGGAACUAACAUAUUUUCUACUAGGAUGAGCAAGAUUACCAAAAUACAGAUAAAGAUUCGGUUUCGGUAUCGGUUUAGAGAUUUGGUGAAAUCGGUUUCGGUACAGAUUGGUUCGGUACGGGAAACCAAUUAUUAUUAUUACCGAAAAUUUAGUUUGUUAUCAAACAUGUUACGAUCUUGUUAUUCUUGUUGGUUGUUAGUUUGCAAUGGCAGAGUUACUACGUAGAUACAUACUCGGUAGAAUUACAAUCCUGGACAAGGAUUAAAUAAAUACUCAAUAAAAUUAUAUAUAAUUUGGAAAAAUGUCUACACGGCUUUACAUGCCCAACAAAUGAAUUUGUAUAGGUAUUACCUACUUUGAAUUCUGGUAGAUAAUGGUGUGAGUCGGUAGGCUUAAACACUUUAUCCCGACCGAAGUGUUUCAAUGAAUGUUUUGUGACCUGUACAAUAAUAAUAUAAAAAUUGAUUUUAGUUAAAUUUUGACACUAUCCCAGUUCAAUAAACAUUUUUGCUAUCUAAUUCACAAUUAAUCUAACCAGGAAAAGAAGUUCCCAGUAGUUUUUAUCCACACCUUCAACAGCACCUGCAUGCGUGCACAUUUUGUUUAUAUUCUACUAGCUAGUUUCGUGAUUUCCAAAAGUACUACUAUAUACACGAAUGUAUCUGAGCAUUAACUUCAUAUUUACAGCAUAAUUAUUUCAUCCAAAAUGAACCUCAAAAAGUUAAAAUUCAGUAAUGGCUUAUGGUCUACAUUUCGUAGUCUAGAUUACGUGCAGGGCUUCACCAUUAUACGGUGAGGUGUUCCUUGAUGUUGAAUACUAACUGACUAUUUUAAAUAAAAAAAGAAAAAAAUAGGCAAGGAGGGAUGAAACCAAAAUACCGGUACCGUACCCAUGUAAUUAGUACCGUAUUCCGUUCUCACUUUUUUCGGUUUUGGUAUGAUUCGGUUAGGUUCCGUAGCGAAAACCAUCCCUAUUUUCUACUGUUACUUCUACUUAGUCAAUAAUAAUAAUAAUAGUAAUAAUAAUACUCGUAAUAACAAUAAUGUUUGCUGAUUAUGGUGGCUAUAUAGAGACGAGAGCUAAGCCUUCUACCUUCCCUUUCUCCUCUUCCACCUCCGCCUCCCCCUCGCAGCCCUCAUCGUCCGUCCAAGUGUCACCAUUAUGCCGUCGCUUUGAAAUUUCUGAGAUUCAGAUAGCAACAAAUUACUUUGACAAAUCCUUACUAAUUGGUAAGGGCGGAGGUUCUGGAAAAGUUUACAAAGGUGAUAUAAUCAGUGGAUCGACUCUUAUGGGUGUUGCAAUUAACCGAAGGAAUUCAAGGUCCCUUGAAGCAGCAAAAGAGUUUCGUGCCGAACUUGAGUUGCUUCCUACGUUGCGUCACUGUAAUAUUGUGCCUUUGAUUGGCUAUUUCUUGCAAUUAUGGGGAAGAGAUGAUCCUGGUAUAUGAAUAUAUCUCCAAUGGAACACUCAGCGAACAACUCCAUGAACUUGGCACCCCUCUUUAUUGGAUUCAACGACUCAAGAUCUGCAUUGGUGCCGCUCGCGGAUUGCACUAUCUUCAUAGUGGUACAGGGAUUGAGGUUGGGGUCAUACCUCGGGAUAUCAAGAGCUCAAAUAUUAUGCUACAUGAAAGCAGGGCACCUAAAUUUACUGACUUUGGGUUGGCGAUGAUAGGCCCAAUGUACGAUCAGCCCUCGACUAAUGUCGACACAAUUGUUGAAGGCACUUUUGAAAAUUUAGAUCCCAAUUAUUUCUCAUCUGAAAAGCUCACAAUAAAGUCAGACGUGUAUGCUUUUGGGGUGGUAUUGUUAGAAGUGUUCUGUCGGGGUUCAAUUGAUAAUUACAGGAUUACAUGGUUUCAAGAUUGCAUCAAAAAAGGCCAAUUCAAGCGUAUAGCUGCUUUUGAUAUACGCCAACAAAUAGCCCCGAAAUGUUCCAAGGCGUUUGCACAAAUUGUUGAGAGAUGCUUGCACCGGGAUCCAAAGCAACGCCCAACCAUGGCCGAGGUUUUGUUCAGUCUUGAGUUUCUACUGAUCAAACAAGAGAAAUAUAACGAUUCCAAACAGGAUACACGAUUUGAAGAAUUCGACGGUAACGGUGAGGGAGAUUUAACUGAAUCGGUUAUGCUUGAAAGAAUUGUAUUAUUUACAUGGCACACGCACAAUAUUUGUCGUUGUUUCGGAAUAGGAAUUUAGUUUACAAAGUUGGUCCCUUUAGUAAUUGUGUUAUUUUUGGCCCCCGAUAUCUGUAUUUUAAAUUGAAAUAUUUAUAUAUCUAUACACCUUAUACUAAAACAAGAAUGAGAUUUUUUAAAGAGUUAA
Molecule: messenger RNA, 2396 nt
Organism: Erigeron canadensis
Lineage: Eukaryota; Viridiplantae; Streptophyta; Magnoliopsida; Asterales; Asteraceae
Product: receptor-like protein kinase FERONIA
Exons: 2
Coding region: 1506-2270 (254 amino acids)
Biological process (GO): protein autophosphorylation
Cellular component (GO): plasmodesma; plasma membrane
Molecular function (GO): ATP binding; transmembrane receptor protein tyrosine kinase activity
Source: RefSeq, a predicted model, not a curated record